ACCAAGCCCAGCUCUAGAACCCAGAUGAGCUCUGAGACCAUGCCCAGCUCAAGAACCCAGAUGGGCUCUGAGACCAUGCCCAGCUCGAGAACCCAGAUGGGCUCUGAGACCAUGCCCAGCUCGAGAACCCAGAUGGGCUCUGAGACCAUGCCCAGCUCAAUAACCCAGAUGGGCUCUGAGACUGAGCCCAGCAUAGAGACCAAGCCCUGUUCUAAAACUCAGGCCAGCUCCGAGGCCAAGCCCAGCUCUAGAACCCAGAUGGGCUCUGAAACCAAGCCCAGCAUAGAGACCAAGCCCUGUUCUAGAACUCAGGCCACCUCUGAGGCCAAACCCAGCUCUAGAACCCAGAUGGACUCCGAGACUAAGCUCAGCUCUAGAACUCAGAUGAACUCUGAGACCGAGCCCAGUAUUGAGACCAAGCCCUGUUCUAGAGCCCAGGCCAGUCCUGAGGCCAAGCUCAGCUCUAGAACCCAGAUGGGCUCUGAGAAUGAGCCCAGCAUUGAGACCAAGCCCUGUUCUAGAACUCAGGCCAGCUCUGAGACCAAGCCCAACCCUAGAACCCAGAUGAGCUCUGAGACUAAGUUCAGCUCUAGAACUCAGAUGGGCUCUGAGACUAAGCUCAGCUCUAGAACUCAGAUGAACUCUGAGACCAUGCCUAGUAUUGAGACUAAGUCCUGUUCUAGAGCCCAGGCCAGCUCUGAGACCAAACCCAGUUCUAGAAACCAGAUGAGCUUUGAGACCAAGCCCAGCUCUAGAGCCCAGAUAAGUUCAGAGACCAAGCCCAGCAUUGAGACCAAGCCCUGUUCUAGAACUCAGGCCACUUCUGAGGCCAAGCCCAGCUCUAGAACUCAGGCCAGCCCUGAGACUAAGCCCAGCUCUAGAACCCAGAUAAGCUCUGAGACCAAGCCCAGCAUUGAGAACAAGCCCUGUUCUAGAACUCAGGCCACCUCUGAGGCCAAGCCCAGCUCUAGAACCCAGAUGAGAUCUGAGACCAAGCCCUGCUCUGAAGCCCAGGCCAGCUCUGAGAUGAAGCUCAUCUCUAGAAUCCAGCUGAGCCCUGACAACAAGCCAAGCUCUGGAACCCAGACAAAUUUUAAGACCCAGACCAGCUUGGAGACCAAUCCCAGUUCCAGAAUCCAGGCUAGUUCAGAGACCAAGCCCUGCUUGAAAACUCGAGCUGACUCUGGAACUCUGGACAGCUCCACAAUGCAGCCACACCUGGACACUCGGUCUAGCUCCAGAACCCCAGUUAAUUUUGGAACCCAUGUGAGAUUCAUGAAGCAACCCAGCUCUGGAACCCCAGCCAGCUCAGGAUUCAGAGACAGCUCCGAAACCAAAUCCUAUUCAAGAACUCAGACCAGCUCAGAAACCCAGGUCCACGCAACUGCCCAGUCCAGAUCCCAAGCCCAGUUGCGUCCAAGCACCCAUCCCCACCCUGCAGCCCAGUCCAGCGCCAGUGACAAUUCCAGCUCUGAGACUGAGCCCAGCUCUAGAACCUCACCUAGUGCUACAACCAGGCCCAACUCCAGGAUUCAGAGCAGCUCUGGAACCUCAUCCAUCUUGGAAGCAAGGCCCAGCUCCAGCACACAGCUUGGUGCCAAGCCCCACUCUGCCUGCAGAAUGCAGGUCAGCUCUAGAAUGCAGACCAAUUUCAAGGCCUGGCCAAGCUCCAGCCCAGACACUGCACUCAAUUCUAGAACUCAGCUCAGUUCUGGAGCACAGGCUGGUUCUGAAAUCCCGGCCAGCUCCAAAAUACAGACAGUGGCUGAGACCCAGCCAAGUUCCAGAAUCCAACUAAGCUCGGGAGUCCUACCUAGUCCUGGGACCCAGGCCAUUGCAGCAACAGAGUUAAGCUCCACAGCCCUGUCUAGUUCUGACAGCAGGCCCAGCUCCAGGACCCAGCGCUGCCCAGGAGCUCGACCAGCCUCUGGGACUCAAUUCGCCUCUAAAACCCUGCCAGGUUCUAGAUACCAGCUCCAGACCACAGCCCCAGAGAGCUCUGGUAUUCAACUAGACUUUGGGGAGCAGACCAGCUCUGGAAGUCAGCCUAGCUUUGGAACUCAGCCCAGCUCUGGGACCCAGAUAAGCUCAAGAAUUCAAGCCAGCUGUGGAAGUCAGCUUAGUUCUGGAACGCAGCUGAUUACUGGAGCCCAUCCCAGCUCCAGAACUCAGACCGGUUCUGGAAACCAGCUCAGCUCUGGGACCCAGGCCCGUGCAAGAAUUCAGCUCAGCCUCGGAGCUCAUCUUAGCUCCAGAACCCAGUCCAGUCCUGAGACUGGGCUCAGCUCUGAGGCUCAGCCCAGCUCUGGAACCCAGCUCAGCUCUGGAACCCAGCUCAGCUCAAGAAUUCAGCCCGACUCCGGAGCCCGCCUUAGCUCCGGAACCCAGUCCAGCUCUGAAACUGGGCUCAGCCCUGAAACCCAGACUGGCUCAAGAAUUCAGCCCGGCCCUGGAGCCCACCUUAGUUCUGGAACCCAGCCUGUUUCUGGAACCCAGUCCAGUUCCAGAACUCACAUCAGUUCAAGAAUCUGGCUGAGCCCUAGAAAUGGGCUCUCCCCACAGACCCCUGGCCUUGACCCUAGAAUCCAGCUUGAGGCCCCUGCUGCAACCCAACCUCAGGCCCCAGGCCCACCCCCCAGAGACCCCACCCCAGCCCCUAGCAAAGACCCCCAGCCUCUGCCUCAGCCCCAAGGUCAGGUUCGUGGCACCCAGGCCAGCCUUGGCCCCAUCCCAGGCUUAUCCCUCGCCUCCUACCUGGCCCCUCAGCCACAGGUCUCCUCAACCCCCCAGAAGCCAGCCGUCUCUCCCAAGCCCCAGGUGGGACCCCAGAAAUCCACCCCACCCACCAUAUCUGUCACUCUUAGUCCUGCCCCCAGAGGCCUCCUGAGUUCCCAGCUGUCUGAGUCCCCAGCUCUGGCGCCUGCCCCUUCCCCAACUCUGGAGGAGCCAGGGCCCCACCCUUACCGCGGGGGGUCGUAGCUUGGCUGUGACCUAGCCCUGGCUCAUGUGGUUCUCACCCUCUCCUGUCCCUCCCAGCCUGGGCCCCCCAGAAGCAGCAAGUGACCUUAUUUCCCCAGCAGGCGGUGGGGGGUGUGUGUGUGGUGGUGAAAACAGGGGCUUCGGUUUCACCGGCCCUGGCUCAGAUCCAGGUCCUUGGAGGGAAAAGGAGGGCAGGAGAUGGGUUGCACCGCAUGUACCCUGAGGGCUCAUGGUGAAUAAAGGCAGCUUCCGUCUCUGCA
Messenger RNA from Chlorocebus sabaeus (green monkey), 3239 nucleotides. The record is from RefSeq and is a predicted model, not a curated record. NCBI's taxonomy places the organism in Eukaryota, Metazoa, Chordata, Mammalia, Primates, Cercopithecidae.